AUGUUCGGUCCCUUCCGUCUCACAAACCCGCUGUCGGGCGGUCUUUUAUGGAAAGUCCCAUGGCGUCUCUCCCGCCACCAGAAAUACCGCCAACGCGAACGCCUUAGGGGUGUCGAUACCAUCGUCUCUACCGUUGAUAGCGCCCUUGCGCGCCUGGGCCAGAGCCUGAAGAAGGUGGAAAUGUGGAAGAAGGAAAUGCCGACGGAGCAGGAGAUGCUGCCCAAGGACAAAUACACAGUUUUCGACCGGAAAGUGAAGAGGUAUAGGAAGGGCAUUCACAGUAAGUGCGCCUUGCUGCUCAGGGUGGGGGAGUGGGGUUCAAGGAGCUCUAGAGGAAUUGGAGAGGAGGCGAUUAGUGUGUGUGCAUGA
Molecule: messenger RNA, 369 nt
Organism: Didymosphaeria variabile
Lineage: Eukaryota; Fungi; Ascomycota; Dothideomycetes; Pleosporales; Didymosphaeriaceae
Exons: 2
Coding region: 1-369 (122 amino acids)
Cellular component (GO): mitochondrial large ribosomal subunit
Molecular function (GO): structural constituent of ribosome
Source: RefSeq, a predicted model, not a curated record